GUAAUUUGGGUAAUUCUAAGAUAAGGUAUUGUGUAAGUCACUGAAAUAGCAGUGAGAUUUCUAAUAAUGAUGACUGUGUUAGGGCUGUUCUUCUAAGAAAUGAUACUUGUUAUACAACCUUGGGUGUCCAUGGAGUAGAAAACUGGAUUGACUCUUUAUGAAACCACUAUAGUCCAUGAAAUUCUUAUCUUAAAAAUACACUGUGGGUAUUUCUUGUCCUUUGUUUCCUCAAAAGCUAAAGUCAUGAAAAAUUGCAGUUCCUUUGGAAGUAAUUAUAUUUCAAUUUAUUCAGAGCUUUAAUGUUCAAAAUGCCAAGCACAAUGUUUGUCAGGCACUAAUGGCUUAAUAAAUGUUUAUUAAAUGAAUGAAUGGUCAGCAAUUCUCCAGGAAAUUGCUAGCAGAGUAGCUCUUUUAUGAUCGGAACACUAGCUAGAGUUCAGUCUUUGUAUGAUAAGACAUGUACAGAAUGAUGUAUAUGUAGUAUUUUAAAUUAAUACGUUUUAUGCUUUAUAUUUUCAAGUUAGUUGACUUCAUGUGGUGACAGGAGGAUGUUGAUCACUUCGUGUUUUUAAUCGCCACUGCUACAGUGGUUAUUUUGCAUGAUAAUAUUUUACUUUGGGCCCUGGAGAUUCUUAUGGCUAUUGUUUACUGACAGCAACAACAAAGAGUUGUGUAUGGAUCCUGGUUUGAUCAUGCUUUAAGCUGGGAAGAGCACAAAAAUGAUAAGAACAUUCUAACAAUAUUCUAUGAAGAAAUGAAGAAAGAUCUUUCUAAAGGCAUAAAGGAAAUAGCUACUUUCCUCGGUGUACAUAUGAGUGACAGUGAAAUUAAUAAUAUUGCUUGGAAAACAUCAUUCAGUGAAAUGAAAAAUAACUCAGCCAGAGAAAACUAUGAUCCAAAUCAAACCGUCUGUGCCCUCACAUCUAAUAGGAAGCUGGUGUUUAGGAAAGGAGCAGUGGGUGAUUGGAUAAACUACUUUACUUCAGAGCAGAAGAGAGUAUUUGAUGAACUAUUCACAGAGAAAAUGAAACACAGUGAAUUGGCAAGACACUUGGAGGAUUCUUCUUAAUAUAAACGAGAAAUGAAACCAAUUUCCAUUUUAUGUGAUGCAGGGUUUGGGGACUAACUAAAAAUUUUUACCAAUGUGGAAAGCAGAUCUUUCUUUCUGUGAGAAACAGACACUUUAUGAAAGUGUCAGUAGUGUUAUGUGUGAGAGACUAUUAUUAUCACAUUUUGUGAGAGCAGAGAAUUAUUAAUAAAAGGAAGGAUAAAAUUUUUGAAUGGUUGAAUUACAUAUCUGUUCUCAGGAUAUUCAGUAAGGCAAGGAGAUUACUUCUAUUCAGAAAGAGCAUGUUACUGUUGAUGCUCUAUAAGCUGCAUUAAUUUACAAGAAAAGAGUUGAGGGAUUAUCUAAAAUAACAAACCUCUGAGAAGAAUUUAUUUUUUGCCUAUUUGAACAAUCAUG
Molecule: messenger RNA, 1465 nt
Organism: Trichechus manatus latirostris (Florida manatee)
Lineage: Eukaryota; Metazoa; Chordata; Mammalia; Sirenia; Trichechidae
Product: sulfotransferase 1C2-like
Exons: 4
Coding region: 755-1069 (104 amino acids)
Biological process (GO): sulfation
Cellular component (GO): cytoplasm
Molecular function (GO): sulfotransferase activity
Source: RefSeq, a predicted model, not a curated record